AUGGACAGACAAACUGGUAGCCAAUGCGAGCAAACCAUAACCAAGGGAUGCACACAUCGGACCAACUUUACGGAACAGGAGUUGGAUAGAGUGAGGCUUUGGUUGCAAAACAAAUUUAUGACCGAAGCGUUUGUGAAGCCAAACAUUACUCCCUGUCGUCGACUAUAUGUCCGCAAAGACUUCAAAUGUAUGACCGAAGGGGAAAGGAUGGCAUUCAUACGG
Medioppia subpectinata is the source of this 222-nucleotide messenger RNA. The record is from the annotation of a GenBank genome assembly. Lineage: Eukaryota; Metazoa; Arthropoda; Arachnida; Sarcoptiformes; Oppiidae.